UUUUCUCCCUCCCAGGCAGCCCAGAGGCAACCCCUGAUGCCUCCUCCACCCUCUCCUCCACAUGGUGAAGUGAAAAGAGCCACCAUGAAGCCAGCUCAGAUGCUGUUUGGGAGGUGGCAACUGAAUAUCCAGUGAUGGAGAGAGAACACACGUAUUCAGAUGUGGAAGAGAACAUUGAAUAUUGUGAUACAUUGGGCGUGGUGGAGGGAACAAACCCACUUAAUGAAAGGGAAAACUUUGAUGUUUUCCAAAGUGAUCGUUCUCAAGAAAUCUCACUUCUUCAAAAUAUAUCCAAAGGAGACAAUAGAGAAGAGUGCCCUGGGAGUGCGGGAGGAUUUUCUGAAACAACAGAUACAACUAUGUAUUGGAACUCUCAUAUUGCAAGGGGCACAUUUAAAUGCCUGGAGUGUGGAAAAACUUUUGGACGGAAAAAUAAUCUAACUGCCCACCGAAGGAUUCACACAGAGGAGAAAUCUUAUAAAUGUGCGGAGUGUGGGAAAAGCUUCAGACGGAGUAAUCAGCUUACUCUCCACCAAAGGAUUCACACAGGGGAGAAACCAUAUACAUGCCUGGAGUGUGGGAAAAGCUUCAGACGGAGUGAAAAGCUUACUGUCCACCAAAGGAUUCACACGGGGGACAAGCCAUAUAAAUGCCAGGAAUGUGGGAAAUGCUUUAAUUACAGUGGAACCCUUUCUUCCCAUCAAAGAAUUCACACAGGGGAGAAACCUUAUAAGUGCCGGGAAUGUGGAAAAUGUUUCACUAAGUGGGGUCACCUUAAUGUCCACCGAAGGAUUCACACAGAAGAGAAACCAUAUCAAUGCCCAGAGUGUGGAAAAAGCUUCCGUCAGAGUUCAACCCUUUCUUCCCAUCAAAGCAUUCACAUGGGAAAGAAACCAUACAAAUGCCUACAUUGUGGGAAAAGCUUCAGGCGGAAGGGAAGCCUUACUGUCCAUCAAAGAAUUCACACAGGGGAGAAACCAUAUCAAUGCUUGGAGUGUGGGAGAAGCUUCAAUCGGUGCCAAAGUCUUACUAACCACAAAAGAAUUCAUACAGGGGAGAAGCCAUAUAAAUGCCUAGAGUGUGGAAAAAGCUUCUGUGAGAGUGGAAGUCUUACUGCCCACCGAAGAAUUCAUACGGGGGAGAAACCUUAUAAAUGCCUGGAGUGUGGAAAAGGCUUCAGUCGGAGUGGAAACCUUACUGCCCACCAUAGAAUUCACAUAGGGGAGAAACCUUAUAAAUGCUUGGAAUGUGGGAAAGCCUUUGGACGGAAAGGUAUUCUAACUACCCAUCUCAGAAUUCAUACGGGGGAGAAAUUAUAUAAUGAUAAAAAAUAUAAAUGCCUGGAGUGUGGAAAAGGCUUCAGUCAGAGUGGACAGCUUACUGCCCACCAUAGAAUUCACAAAAAAAAGGGGUGUAAGGGGGUACCCACUUCCCUAUAGAAAUGCAACCAACGACCAACCCAGGAAGUG
Messenger RNA from Eublepharis macularius, 1469 nucleotides. RefSeq names its product zinc finger protein 501-like. The coding region runs from base 135 to 1439 and encodes 434 amino acids. The transcript is spliced from 2 exons. The record is from RefSeq and is a predicted model, not a curated record. Gene Ontology annotation, biological process: central nervous system development; regulation of transcription by RNA polymerase II. Gene Ontology annotation, molecular function: DNA-binding transcription factor activity, RNA polymerase II-specific; RNA polymerase II cis-regulatory region sequence-specific DNA binding. Gene Ontology annotation, cellular component: nucleus. NCBI's taxonomy places the organism in Eukaryota, Metazoa, Chordata, Lepidosauria, Squamata, Eublepharidae.